Messenger RNA from Lathyrus oleraceus (garden pea), 7605 nucleotides. RefSeq lists its product as uncharacterized. The coding region runs from base 1512 to 7415 and encodes 1967 amino acids. Gene Ontology annotation, molecular function: microtubule binding. Lineage: Eukaryota; Viridiplantae; Streptophyta; Magnoliopsida; Fabales; Fabaceae. The record is from RefSeq and is a predicted model, not a curated record. The transcript is spliced from 11 exons.
GAAAAGGUAAAAGUGCGGACGCAACUCAAUUACAUUUCUAUCCUCUCGCUACCGUUGGAUGAAACUUCGCAAGUUUUACACUACACAAUCCCGCUCGCCAUCAAGUUUGAAACUGCGAUGAAUUUGCAGAACCUAACACACUAAACAAAUGAAAAACCUAAUCCACUUCACACUGAUAACUGAGCAUAGAACAAAAUCGCAAUGAACAUGGAUUCCGUCUCCGAUCUCUUAGAAAUCGCCGGCGAGGACGAUUCUCUACUCUCCGACAACAGUUCCACAUCUGCCAACAUUUUCUCAUGCUCUCCUCUCGUCUCUAUCAGAUCCCGUCCUCUUCAAACCACGCAACCAGCAGCGGAAAUCGAAAUUACUUCUGUAGUUUCUGAAGAUUUGACUUCGAAAUGUACUAAACCGGAAUCACCGGAGUCUCAGCAGUCUCAGCAGAAGAAAAGGAAGAAAAAAUUCGGCGGAUUCAAUUUGCGCAAAAGCUUGGCAUGGGAUAGAGCUUUCUUUACGGAACAAGGUGUUUUGAACCCCACAGAGCUUUCUAUGAUCAGUGGCACGGCCACCCCUAAUUCAAAGUCAAAUUUGGAAGUUAUAGAUGAAGAAGAACUUGGUACAACUUCAAUAGCAUUGCAGAAAAUUGAAGAAAAUUUAUUUAAACAUUCGUCCGGAGGUGUUUCAAUUAGAGAUAAGAAGAUUGGUGCUGUUUCUGGCUUAACACCAAAGCCCGGUGCAUCGGUCAAACGAACACCACCCAUUGCUUCCUUGGGAAAGAGGAAAGUGCUUGCAACCAACAACGAUGGAAAUAAAUAUAAGCGCAGUGCUAUUCCAAGGGCGGUGCCUUCUUCAUCAUAUCCUUACCAUUGCUUGUUUAGAUGUCUAUUAUUAACAGUCAGUUUUGUCAAGAAGAAUCUUAUGGGGAAAAACGUAGAAAAUUCUUACUGUAACUAUGUUUUUUAAAGAAAAAGUUUAUAUUGAAUAAGUUGUAAUUGAUUUCUGCUUCUUUACUUUUUUUGGUACUUUUGUCAUUUAAUUUCGCCAUAACCUUUUAUAAACUUAUAAAGACUUUCAUGAAUAAAAACUGUAAACUCAUUUUAGCUGAAGUGAUUUUAUAAGCUUGUUUAGAUGCAUAUUUAUUAACAGUCAGCUUUGUCAAGAAGAAUCUUAUGAGAAAAAACGUAGAAAGAAUCUUACUGUAACUAUGUGUUUUUUAAAGAAAAAGUUUAUAUUGAAUAAGUUGUAAUUAAUUUCUGCUUCUUUACUUUUUGUGGUACUUUUCUCAUUUAAUUUCUCCAUAACCUUUUAUAAACUUUAUAAAGACUUUCAUGAAUAAAAACUGUAAUCUUAUUUUAGCUGAAGUGAUUUUAUAAAUUUGAAGUUAACUCAAACUGUUGCAGAGUGGAGUCUCUUUAGUGUGUGUGUGCUGGAAUUUAGUUGUAUGUAUUUCUGUUGAAUAAUGAAAGUGCUUACCUUAACUCCUUUGAAAACUAAAAAUAACUGACACCGCUAAAAUGCCGAGUAAAGAGUCAAAAAUCACUGGGAUACCAGGACCAAAAUCCAAUGUUUCUGCAAAUGCAACUACCACUAGGAGUGGAAUGUUGAGCUCAGGUUCCUCAAAAAGAAAUCAGAAUGCACAUCCUAGCCUGCCAAAAAAUCCUACGCCAAGCAUCCCUAGCCUAUCAAAAAAUCCUACGCCAAGCAUCCCUCGCAUGUCAAAAAAUCCUACACCAAGCAUCUCUAGCCUGUCAAAAAAUCCUACAUAUGUUCCAAGCAUCCCUAAAGUUGAUAUGGCUGACAAGUGUUCUGUUAGUAGAAGUCUUACCAAGCAGGCUGGAAAACUUUCGGAUACCCCAGUUUCCAUACUACGUCCACCAUCCAGAAUGGAUCAAACAACGCAUCAAACAGGGACAAUAAAAUCAUCAGGCCUACGGAAGCCAUCUCCCUCCAUUGGUUUCUUUUCUCAGGUAAAAGCUUCCGGUUCACACAGCUUGCAGAAAAGCUCCAUACCCUGCAAACCUUCAGAGAGUAACAUUCCUAAACUAAGGAAGUUGGGAACAGUUUCUGUUAAAGAAGCAAGGUCCAAAAUUGUCAAAGGGGCAGCAAAGAAUCGUACUAAGGAAUUAAGCCAUUCAGAUGUCAACUCAGAAGCAAUUGUGCCAAUAGACAAUAAGCAGAAGGCUGGUGUAGAAGUGGAUUUUGAUUCUUCUAGUUUUGAAAUAAUAAGUAAGCAAGCAGAGGUUGAAAACAUUCUUGAUGAUGUCAUCUUAAAAUCUAAGGAGCAAGGAGAACUACAUGAAAAUGAGAUCAUUUCAAGCAUGGAGAACAUGGUAUUACCUACACAUGAAAAGGAAUUUCUUACGAAGAGUCAGACACACGAGCAGUUGGAGAAAGACGCUGACCACACUCUGGAGAAAAUGUCAGACACUAAUGAAUUAAGCCUUUCAGAUGUCAAGCCAGAAGCAAUCGUGCAAAUAGACAAUAAGCAGAUGGCUGGUGUAGAAGUGGAUUGUGAUUCUUCGAUUUUUGAAAUAAUAAGUAAGCAAGCAGAGGUUGAAAACAUUCUUGAUGAUGUCAUCUUAAAAUCCAAGGAACAAGGAGAACUACAUGAAAAUGAGAUCAUUUCUAGCAUGGAGAACAUGGUAUUACCUACACGUGAAAAGGAAUUUCUUACAAAGAGUCAGACACAUGAGCAGUUGGAGAAAGAGGCUGACCACACUCUGGAGAAAGUGUCAGACACUAAGGAAUUAAGCCUUUCAGACGUCAAGCCAGAAGCAAUCAUGCAAAUAGACAAUAAGCAGAUGGCUGGUGUAGAAGUGGAUUGUGAUUCUUCGGUUUUUGAAAUAAUAAGUAAGCAAGCAGAGGUUGAAAACAUUCUUGAUGAUGUCAUCUUAAAAUCUAAGGAGCAAGGAGAACUACAUGAAAAUGAGAUCAUUUCAAGCAUGGAGAACAUGGUAUUACCUACACAUGAAAAGGAAUUUCUUACGAAGAGUCAGACACAUGAGCAGUUGGAGAAAGAGGCUGACCACACUCUGGAGAAAGUGUCAGACACUAAGGAAUUAAGCCUUUCAGAUGUCAAGCCAGAAGCAAUCGUGCAAAUAGACAAUAAGCAGAUGGCUGGUGUAGAAGUGGAUUGUGAUUCUUCGGUUUUUGAAAUAAUAAGUAAGCAAGCAGAGGUUGAAAACAUUCUUGAUGAUGUUAUCUUAAAAUCCAAGGAACAAGGAGAACUACAUGAAAAUGAGAUCAUUUCUAGCAUGGAGAACAUGGUAUUACCUACACAUGAAAAGGAAUUUCUUACAAAGAGUCAGACACAUGAGCAGUUGGAGAAAGAGGCUGACCACACUCUGGAGAAAGUGUCAGACACUAAGGAAUUAAGCCUUUCAGAUGUCAAGCCAGAAGCAAUCGUGCAAAUAGACAAUAAGCAGAUGCCUGGUGUAGAAGGGGAUUGUGAUUCUUCGAUUUUUGAAAUAAUAAGUAAGCAAGCAGAGGUUGAAAACAUUCUUGAUGAUGUCAUCUUAAAAUCCAAGGAGCAAGGAGAACUACAUGAAAAUGAGAUCAUUUCUAGCAUGGAGAACAUGGUAAUACCUACACAUGAGAAUGAACUUCUUAAAAAGAGUCAGACACAUGAGCAGUUGGAGAAAGAGGCCGACCACACUCUGGAUAACAAGUUAUAUGAUGUUACGUCAAAUGGGGACCGGUCUUCAUAUCAGGAACCACAGUCUACGCUCUUUCCUAUCAUGCAGAGAACUUCUAAUACUGUGCAGAAUACCAUAGGACAAGAUGAAGAUGAUCAAAUCAAAGGGCCCACCGGUGACAUUCCGCCUUUCAAGGAAAGUUUGAUACUACAGGCAGAGUUUUCAGGAGAGUUUAAGGGAUACAAGAGUGCCAAGACUGCACUUUUAAAUUCUAGCCUUGAUGAUUUUUGCAAAACUGUCCCCGAAGGAUCUAAACAAGGAACCCCGUGUAAGAAUACUGAACAGGUAAAUUGUGGUGCUGAUGAAUUUGGUAGAUAUGAAGGAGAUGCACAGGGGCAUUUAUUGAACGAGAGUCUCAUAAUCAAUUGCAAAAAAACCACCCAAAGUAAUUUAGACGCAGUUAGUCAGCAGUUACAGGCAGACCAACCCAAGGCUCUAAAUCCUAGUGGUGUAGAAGAAAUUGGACCGGAAAAAGAAAAUAUCUCUGAUAUGAACAGUUCUCAGCCAGUUCAUGUGACGAGCUUAUUUUCCAAAGGUUCUCCUGAAAAUUCCAUACUAGGAAUCAAUGACGCUUCUGAGGAUGAAUCUAAAAUAAUUGAGAUCAAAGACUGUCAGCUUCCUGUAGAUGAUCAAUUAGGUUUCAUCCUGAGAAGCCCAGUGGAUAAGGAAUGUGACCAGGUUAUUGACUCAAAAGCAAUCCGUGAUAGAACUCCGGAGUUUGAAUUGGAUAGGUUGAGUGAAAAUUGUAUAACUGUUUCAGCAUCUUCAUUGGCAGAUGAUAAUAACAUAAAUGAAGAUUCCUAUCUUCCUGGGUUUCAAAAGUCUAGUGCUGUUGUUGCUGUAAAUUCCCAGGAUGUUCACUUGGAUAGUGACUUUCUGCCAAAAGUUAUUGUUUCAUCUACAGAAAUCAAGGAGCAAAAUUUAGUUGAGGAUGCAUUUGAAGGAUGCGGGUUCCAUAGCAAUGAGCACAAUGCUACCAAUCAUCAUAUUGAAGAUAUGUCUGUAAACAUAGAGGGAAAUCAUGAUGUCGAUGGAAAGGUGGAACUUCUGCAAAUCAAUGAUGUGGAUGAAAAGGCGGAAUUUUUGCAAAUCAAUGAUGUGGAUGAAAAGAUGGAACUCUUGCAAAUCAAUGAUGUAGAAGAUGGAAAUCAUGAUGUGGAUGAAAAGGUGGAACUUUUGCAAAUCAAUGAUGUAGAAGAUGGAAAUCAUGUUGUGUUGCAAAUCAAGGAUGUGGAUGAAAAGGUGGAACUUUUGCAAAUCAAUGAUGUAGAAGAUGAAAAUCAUGAUGUGGAUGAAAAGGUGGAACUCUUGCAAAUCAAUGGUGCAGAAGAUGGAAAUCGUGAUGUGGACGAAAAGGUGGAACUUUUGCAAAUAAAUGAUGUGGACGAAAUGGUGGAACUUUUGCAAAUCAAUGAUGUGGAUGAAAAGGUGGAACUUUUGCAACUCAAUGAUGUAGAAGAUGGAAAUCAUGACGUGGAUGAAAAGGUGGAACUCUUGCAAAUCAACGGGGCGGAAGAUGGAAAUCGUGAUGUGGAUGAAAAGGUGGAACUUUUGCAAAUCAAUGGUGCAGAAGAUAAAAAUCGUGAUGUGGAUGAAAAGGUGGAACUUUUGCAAAUCAAUAAUGUAGAUGAAAAGGUGGAACUUUUGCAAAUCAAUGAUGUGGAAGAUGGAAAUCAUGAUGUGGAUGAAAAGGUGGAACUCUUGCGAAUCAAUGGUGCAGAAGAUGGAAAUUGUGAUUUGGAUGAAAAUGUGGAUCUUUUGCAGAUCAAUGAUGUGGAUGAAAAGGUGGAACAUUUGCAAAUCAAUGAUGUGGAUGAAAAGGUGGAAAUUUUGCAAAUCAAUGAUGUAGAAGAUGGAAAUCAUGAUGUGGAUGGAAAGGUGGAACUCUUGCAAAUCAUUGGUGCAGAAGAUGGAAAUCGUGAUUUGGAUGAAAAGGUGGAACUUUUGCAAAUCAAUGAUGUGGAUGAAAAGGUGGAACUUUUGCAAAUUAAUGAUGUGGAUGAAAAGGUGGAAAUUUUGCAAAUCAAUGAUGUAGAAGAUGGAAAUCAUGACGUGGAUAAAAAGGUGGAACUCUUGCAAAUCAAUGGUGCAGAAGAUGGAAAUCGUGAUGUGGAUGAAAAGGUGGAACUUUUGCAAAUCAAUGAUGUGGAUGAAAAGGUGGAACUUUUGCAAAUUAAUGAUGUGGAUAAAACGGUGGAACUUUUGCAAAUCAAUGAUGUAGAAGAUGGAAAUCAUGACGUGGAUGAAAAGGCGGAACUCUUGCAAAUCAAUGGUGCAGAAGAUGGAAAUCAUGAUGUGGAUGAAAAGGUGGAACUCUUGCAAAUCAAUGGUGCAGAAGAUGGAAAUCAUGAUGUGGAUGAAAAGGUGGAACUUUUGCAAAUCAAUGAUGUGGAUGAAAAGGUGGAACUUUUGCAAAUCAACGAUGUAGAAGAUGGAAAUCAUGAUGUGGAUGAAAAGGUGGAACUCUUGCAAAUCAAUGGUGCAGAAGAUGGAAAUCAUGAUGUGGAAGACAAGGUUGAACUUUUGCAAAUCAAUGAUGCUGAAGAAGGUUUGUCGGAUAUACUGCCUUUAGUUGAAACUCAACUCAAUAUGAACUUUUUUUCUUCUGAAUUUGACUCUUCUAUUGAAGUGAGUGAAGAUCCCUUUUCAACUGCAGUUUCUUUGAUAUGUGAGAAGCAGUGUAGUUUAAGUGAAAAUUCAAAGUUACUAAGUUCAGAUAUGCUUGUAAACAAAGAUGGAAAUCAAGGUGUCGAUGAAAAAGUGGAACUUUUGCAAAUCAACGGUGCAGAAGAAGGUUCAUUAGAUAUAUCUCCUUCAGUUGAAAUUCAACUCGAGAAUGUUAUUUCUGCUGAAUUUGAUUCUUCUACUAAAGUGAGUGAAGAUCCAUGUCUUUUAAGUGAAAAAUCAAAAUUAUUAGCUUCAGAGAAUUCAAUCUUCAAUGCAACAAUCCCACAAGGCAGCGAAGUUAGUUCAAUGAAACUCAAUGAGAACGCUAUUUCUGCUGAAUUAGGUUCUUCUAUUGAUGUGAGUGAAGGCCCCUGUCUUUUAAGUGAAAAAUCAAAAUUAUUAGCUUCAGAGAAUUCAAUCUUCAACGCAACAAUCCCAGAAGGCAGCGAAGUUAGUUCAGUGAAACUCAAUAGGAAUGCUAUUUCUGCUGAUUUAGAUUCUUCUAUUCAAGUGAGUGAAGGCCCCUUUACUAGUGCAGUUGCUUGGAAAUCUGAGGAGCAAUGUCUUUUAAGUGAAAAAUCGAAGUUACUAGAUUCAGAUAAUUCAAUCUUCAUUGAAACAAUCCUACAAGGUAAUGAAGUUGGUUCAGUGAACAGUGAAAGUUUAUCAGAUGCAGCUGUAACUACUGUCUUUGAGAAUGAUAAGUCUCCUAAUACUGACAUGGCAAGUCAGUCAAAAGACAAAAUCGACUUUCCAGAAGAAGACAACGGCAAAAUAAUUCAUCUCGAAAUAGAUGCAACUAAAACCAAGCAGGAAGUUCCGAUAGCGAAGCCUCCACUGAAUGUUGCUCCCUUUACUGAGGAAUGGUUAGCUGCAAUAGAAGCAGCUGGAGAGGAGAUUUUAAUGAUGAAGAGUGGCGCUGUACAAAACUCUCCUCCUGACAAAGUCCAGAAUGAACCGAACCCUUGGUCACCGGUGAAGAAAAAUCAAGAGAUUGGACCAUUUGAUUGUACUAAAAUAACCAAACAUAACAUCCAGAGUUCCGAUCCAUCGUGAUAAAUCUGUCAAUAAAUCACUGACAUUUUUUGGUGUGAAUAUAUUCUUCCACAACUUCAAGAGUUAUAACACGUUUUAUAUAUGAAAGUGCUACAUGAAUAUAAAUGAACUAUAUGUUACCCUGGAGAGGCUUAUAAAUGAAUAUUGUUUUCAAGUUGUAAAUGAUAAUAUUUGGUUUUGUUCUUUUUAA